Brugia pahangi is the source of this 573-nucleotide messenger RNA. The record is from the annotation of a GenBank genome assembly. NCBI's taxonomy places the organism in Eukaryota, Metazoa, Nematoda, Chromadorea, Rhabditida, Onchocercidae.
AUGGCGGAACACUGGCGACAUGUGUGGCAGAGCAGUGAAGUUCUCGGUGACUAUAUCUCUGCACAUCAUUAUCUAUUCGAAGGGUGUACAGUUCUUGAAUUGGGCGCCGGUUGCACUGGAAUACCGGGAUUAGUUGCUGCGAAAUGUGGAGCCAAAUUGGUUAUUUUUACAGAUCAUCCCGAAAGUGAAGAGGCCUUCAAAAUCUUGAAACAAAACUGUGUUGUGAAUAACCUUGACGAGAAUUGUUUCUUAAUAAAGGAUUUAGACUGGAAUGGUUCAGACCUUAAUCAGGUUAUGGAUGAUGUUCUUGUGUUGCAUUACAUUUUAGCAGCAGAUGUUUUCUACGAUAUUACAGUGUUUGAACCGUUUCUGCAUACUGUUGCAUUAUUAUUACAGCUGUAUCCCAAAGCGGCAUGCAUAUUUGCUUAUGAAGAGAGGAACAGCAAUUGGUCGAUCGAGGAUUUGCUUCUACUGAACAAGUUAUGUUGUAGACGUGUGCGCGUUGUUCACACCGAUCUUCAUACAAUUCACAUUGGGAUCAUUUUCAAUAAAACAGGUAAAUUAGUAAAAUAG